This is a messenger RNA of Trichoderma reesei QM6a, 2256 nucleotides long. RefSeq names its product RAS-GTPase activating protein. Gene Ontology annotation, cellular component: cell cortex. Bases 1 to 2256 code for a protein of 751 amino acids. Lineage: Eukaryota; Fungi; Ascomycota; Sordariomycetes; Hypocreales; Hypocreaceae. The record is from RefSeq and is a predicted model, not a curated record. Gene Ontology annotation, biological process: regulation of GTPase activity; regulation of actin cytoskeleton organization. Gene Ontology annotation, molecular function: GTPase activator activity; protein binding. The transcript is spliced from 5 exons.
AUGUCGACCUACGAUGGCUCGCGCUCUGCGCGCCAGUCGAAGCGGUACUCCAUGUCCGCGCUGUACAUGUCCAUGUCAGCAAACGAGGGAGAGAUGCAAAUUGAAGACGACCUCGCUAAAGCCCAGAAAGCCCUGCGAGAUCUCAAAUCCAAAAUCUCCUCACAGUCCAAGAAGAACUUUGUUCUCGAAAAGGACGUUCGCUAUCUUGAUUCACGGAUUGCGCUGCUGAUCCAGAACCGCAUGGCUCUGGAAGAGCAAAAUGAAGUAGCCAGCCACCUCGAUGACUCCGAAAUGGAGCAGGGCUUCUUCCCCAACGACGACAAGACCCAGAAAUACGGAAACCUCUUGUUCCUUUUACAAUCUGAACCCAGGCACAUUGCCCACCUGUGUCGGCUGGUUUCCAUGUCGGAAAUCGACUCACUUCUGCAGACAGUCAUGUUCACAAUCUACGGAAACCAGUACGAAAGCCGAGAAGAGCACUUGCUUCUCACCAUGUUCCAGUCCGUUCUCACCUAUCAAUUCGACAACACACCCGACUAUUCCUCGCUGCUCCGAGCCAAUACGCCCGUUUCUCGCAUGAUGACGACCUACACCCGAAGAGGUCCCGGCCAAAGCUUCCUGAAGAUUGCCCUGGCCGACAGAAUCAACAGCUUGAUCGAACUGCAAGACCUGGACCUCGAGAUCAACCCCCUUAAGGUGUAUGAGCGCAUGGUGGAGCAGAUUGAAGAAGACACCGGCACGCUGCCGCCGAACCUGCCAAAGGGCAUCACUGCCGAGCAAGCAGCCGAAAACCCUCAGGUCCAAGCCAUCAUCGAGCCGCGACUGACGAUGCUUAUCGAAAUUGCCAAUGGAUUCUUGUCCACCAUCAUCGACGGCCUGGAGGAGGCUCCCUACGGUAUUCGCUGGAUUUGCAAGCAGAUCAGGAGCUUGACCAAGCGCAAGUAUCCCGAUGCGAACGACCAGAUCAUCUGCACCUUGAUUGGUGGAUUCUUCUUCCUGCGCUUCAUCAACCCGGCCAUUGUGACGCCCAAGUCGUACAUGCUCAUCGACGGAACGCCCGCCGAGCGACCUCGCAGAACCCUCACCCUGAUCGCCAAGAUGCUGCAGAACUUGGCAAACAAGCCUUCAUAUUCCAAGGAGCCCUACAUGGCCAAGCUUCAGCCUUUUAUUCAACAGAACAAAGACCGGAUCAACAAGUUCAUGCUCGAUCUGUGCGAGGUUGGCGAUUUUUACGAGAGCCUGGAAAUGGACAACUACGUUGCGCUGUCGAAGAAGGACCUGGAGCUCGAGAUUACGCUCAACGAAAUCUACGCUAUGCACGCACUGAUCGAGAAGCAUCGCAACGAGCUGUGUAAAGAUGAGACUUCGCACUUGUCCAUCAUUGUGUCCGAGCUGGCGGCGGCCCCUCCCCAGGUGCCUCGCAAAGAGAACCGAGUCAUCAACCUUCCCUUGUUUAGCAGAUGGGAGACUGCGAUUGACGACUUGACCGCGGCACUGGAUAUUACACAGGAGGAAGUGUUCUUUAUGGAAGCCAAGUCCAUCUUUGUGCAGAUCAUGCGAACCAUUCCUCAGAACAGUGCCGUCUCGAAGCGACCCCUGCGGCUUGAGCGCGUCGCGGACGCGGCCGCCACGAGCCGCAACGACGCCGUCAUGGUGCGCAAGGGAAUUCGGGCCAUGGAGCUCUUGUCUCAGUUGCAGGAGCUCGGCGUGAUCGACAAAGCCGACCAGUUCGAUCUGCUGAGAGACGAAGUCGAGCAAGAGCUGCAGCAUCUGGGCUCGUUGAAGGAUGGCGUCAUUGCCGAGACGGAGAAGCUCGAAGAAGUCUUCAAGACCAUUCGGGACCACAACGCGUAUCUGGUCGGCCAGCUCGACACCUACAAGAGCUACCUCCACAAUGUGCGAUCACAAAGCGAAGGCACCAAGCGGAAGCAGCAGAAGCAGCAGGUUCUCGGGCCCUACAAGUUUACGCACCAGCAGCUGGAGAAGGAGGGCGUAAUACAGAAGAGCAAUGUCCCGGAUAACAGACGGGCCAACAUCUACUUCAAUUUUACCAGUCCCUUGCCGGGCACUUUUGUCAUUUCCCUGCAUUACAAGGGUCGAAACCGUGGUUUGCUGGAACUCGACCUCAAGCUUGACGACCUGCUUGAAAUGCAAAAGGACAACCAGGACGAACUGGACCUGGAAUACGUUCAAUUCAAUGUUCCCAAGGUCCUUGCCUUGCUCAACAAGAGAUUUGCUCGAAAGAAGGGGUGGUAA